AUUGAAAUCUCUCUGUCGGCUUCGCCACUGCGCUCUCACGUCGUCCGUGACGUCCGGGCAAAAGCUGUCGCGGCGGUAUCAGCUGGCGUGAAAGAAGUUCUCACCGACGUCUUUUUUGUCACUGCUGUCACUACCAGCAACUCAUCCUCCUCCUCCUCAUCAUCAUCAUCAACCUCCGAGAAUUAUCCCUUGGAGAGAACGGAGUUCGAUGACAACUGA
Dibothriocephalus latus is the source of this 219-nucleotide messenger RNA. Lineage: Eukaryota; Metazoa; Platyhelminthes; Cestoda; Diphyllobothriidea; Diphyllobothriidae. The record is from the annotation of a GenBank genome assembly.